UUUGGACCUGACUGUCAGUGGAAUUGCGAUUGUGUAAUUAAUAAUACAAAAUUGUGUCACCCUGUAACUGGAGGAUGUGAUUGCUGGAAAAACUGGACAGGCUCUUAUUGUAGUGCUGAUGUUGAUGAAUGUUAUUUGCAAACAUAUAGCUGCCAACCACAUUCACACUGUAUAAAUAGCUAUGGAGGCUACCAAUGUAUUUGCACCGGAGAAGAUGGCUAUUUAACAGAUGAGAAUGGUACUUGUUAUCAUCUAGAUUGCACAUAUGAACUAAACAAUGGGACAGGAGAUAUCAUGAGCCCACAAUUUGGAUAUUAUAAUUACAUCAACAAUGCCAACUGUAGCUGGAACAUUACAGUAGGGAUGAAAGAAGUCAUUUCCUUAUGGUUUUCCUAUUUCCACACGGACACUGACAGUAGUUGUCAGAGUGACUAUAUGGAGGUGUUUGAUGGAAUUGAUGAAAGCUCCAGACUUAUAGGUCACUAUUGUGGAAAUGGAGUGCCAAAUGUUAUUAGAACUAGUGGAAACCAUAUGUAUGUUGUGUUUAGAUCAGAUGAAAAAAGCUAUUAUGCUGGAAAAAUUAUUGGCACUUAUAAGUCACAUGAAUGCCAUAGUUUUACCUACGGAAUACAGUCCUGUGAAAACAGUUGUCAGUGUGUUAAAGAAAAUACUGACCUCUGUAUCAACACCAAUGGGGAGUGUGUUUGCAAACCUGGUUGGAUGUCGAGAGAUUGCUCAGUAGAUGUGAAUGAAUGCCAGGGUGUCAACAAACUCUGCCCACCAAACUCUGAAUGCAUCAACACUAUUGGCAGCUACAUUUGUAAAUGCUAUUUGGGAUUUGUCCAGGCCUCUGCUAAUCAAUCUUGUUAUGAAAGCAAAGAAUGUAUUAUUAAACAAUGUUCCCAUUCUUGUCAUGUUCUACGCCCUGGUGUAGAGGAAUGUCUUUGUCCUAAAGGAAUGGAAUUAGAUGCAGUCACUGGUUUAGUUUGUUAUGUACCUUUGUAUCCAUAUGGAACAAAUAAUGGAGACCUUUUACUAGAAGAUACAUCCUUUCAACUUGGCUUUAAGAACAUCAGCAGACCAAUAUAUCUGACAUCUGGUGCACCUUUUGGAGAAUUUAUCAAAACCUCUGUUCAUGUAUCAUCCAAUGGUGCUUUUGGCUUUGGAGAUGGCACUUUUAAUUAUGGCUUUUUUUCAAACAUCCAUAUAAGUAUCAAGGAAGAGAGUAUCAUAGCACCUUAUAUGACAAACAUAAAUCCUGAAUCUGGCCGUGUUUUCUAUCAUCUCUAUGACAACUGGGGAGAGAAAUUUGCUGAUGCCAAAUUCAAACAGGACUCACCCAAAAUGAAUCAAGUUGUCACCAGAUCUGUGAACGAUAUUAAAGAGUACUACAAGUUGAAUGACUUUGAAGUUGAUUUUGUUUUCAUAACAACUUGGGAAAAUGUACAGCCGCUAUUAUUACCCAGCAUAAUAAAGGAGACAAACACAUUUCAGGCAGUCUAUAUAUGUGGAUGGGAAGUUCAAAAUGGGGAAUUAGUAGGGGAAAAGACUGGAUAUGUCAUUUUUCUCUAUCCAUAUGGAUACAUGAAGUGGUCCUAUGUUGUUGGCCGUUUAGUUACUGUUGGCAUAUCUGGUUCUCAGUCUUUAUUGUCCAGCCUAUCUGUUAUAGUCAGUCAGUUGGAUAGAGUACAAGGCAACAAAAGUUACGAUGGGGUGAUCAGUUAUGAAGUUGGUAGAGUACAAGCUAAUAGGAUGUGCUACAAUUAUCUAUACAAAAACUUCAAUCUGCUAAAUGAUGGCAGAUAUGGAGAUGAGAAGGAUGAACUUUAUAAAUGCCCUACUACGUUGGAAAGGCAAGGAGCACAGUGGGAACUCUAUUAUGAUUCAACUUUCGUCUCACCUGACGGUGUAGAAAUCCAUUGCUUUGCUAUAAAGCCUAUUGCAAAACAUCGAUUUUUAGCUAACAAUAGGAGGAAUAAACUUUGUUGUUAUAAGCAAAUGAAAUCUAGCACUGAACAAUGGGAUGAAUGGUACAGAAACUACAGAGAAGCUUUCUACAUGUCUGGCCAUGUGCUCAUAGCAGAUCCUAAAGAAUACAUUUCUCUUGUGCAACAAAACAUCUUGGCUGAACAAGAGUGUUGUGCUGAUGGCAGGGAUUCCAAGUCCUGUAACAGAUUCUAUAAAAUAUUCCCUGACAUGGGCUCCACUGACUUUGCAGAGUUUGUAACAGCUUCUGCUCUUGGAGACCCACACAUUACUACACUUGAUGGUCUCAACUACACAGCAAAUGUUUGGGGGGAGUACAUACUAUUAGAAAUACCUUCUGAAAAUUUCACCCUUCAGGCUCGGACAGAGAGAUAUGAAACAAGUGAUGGUGUGGUUACUAAUGCCACAGUUUUCACAGCCUUUGCUGCCAGGGAAUCAAACGAGAGCUUCUUCCAGGCAGAACUCUAUUAUUCCAACAAAUCCAUGGUUUUAUUUGCAAAUGGAAUCGACAUCACAAGAAAAUUUUACAGCAGUGAUUUUGUCACAGAGAUUUUGUCUGACCAGUACCUCUCAGUCGCGAAAGAAAAACAAAGCAACAAGACGCUGGUUGUCGUUAGCUUUCCCUGUGGAGUAACAAUUAAAGUGUAUACAGCCUUUAAAAGUCUGCUGAUUGAGGUUAAUGCCAUGGAAACACUUAUGAACAAAACACAGGGUCUUCUUGGAAACUUCAAUAAAAAUAUUUCUGAUGACUUUACAUUACCAAAUGGAACUAUGUUGCCAAUUAGUAGCUCUGAAAAAGAAAUUUAUGAACAUUUUGCCCAAGAAUGGAGAGUGACGCCAUCAAAUUCUUUGUUUCAAUAUGAAGAAGGAAAGAGUGUUAAUGAUUAUCAACAUGAUAAUUUCACACCAUUCUUUAGCAGCAGCAUUGACCUUAGCGACAAGGAGAAGGCAGAAGAGUUCUGUGGCAGUAACCAUCACUCUUGUGUAUUUGACUAUUUAGUCACCAGAAACCAAGCUUUUUCACUCUACACGAAACAUGUGACCGAAGAAAAUGCCAUUGUGCAUACAAAUAUUGAAAACCAUCCUCCAACAAUUAAAGUACCUAACAAUACAUUCGAUUCCAAUGGGAAUUGGCUGGUUUAUCAAGGGACACCAUCAACACUGCAGGUUCUUUGUGAAGACAUAGAUCAGGAUGAAAUUAUUUAUGAACUUUUGGGUGACCCAUUAGGUGUCACCAUAAAUAAAGCUGGCUUGUUAACCUAUAGACCAGACUAUAACCAAACCAUAUCUUUAAGCUUUAGGGCUAAAGAUUCUAAGGGAAGCUAUUCACCUGUUUUGAACAUUCCAAUAUCAAUUUGCUCACUGUGCAAUGGCCAUGGUGUAUGUGACAGCAAGACCACAAGAAAGCAGUCAGCUGAUGGGUUGUUUCAGAUACAAGUCUGUGAAUGUUAUCCAGCUUACACAGGUGCUUACUGUGACAUUGAGAUUGAUGCCUGUGCUUUGAGUCCAUGUUUCAAAGGACAGACCUGCACUGACCUAUCUGCUGCAGAGCAAGGAAAUAACUCAGUAGGAUAUAGAUGUGGACAAUGCCCAUUGGGGUAUAAGCCAUAUUUGCAAGCUUGUGUUGAUAUUGAUGAAUGCAAUGAAACCAGACCUUGUGAACAGAAAUGCACAAACACUGAAGGCUCAUUCCUGUGUGCUUGCUCCGAAGGUUACAGACUCAGCUAUGAAGAUCAAAGUACUUGUAUUGAUAUCAAUGAAUGUGAAGAAAGAACAUCUAAGUGUCACCAAAUUUGCAACAACACUGAAGGCAAUUAUACAUGUGACUGCUAUCCUUUCUACACGCUCGAUACUGAUGGAUUCACAUGUAACCUAGAUGGGGACAAAACUGAAGUGCGUUAUCAUUGUCAACAUAUUUAUGCUGUUGGAUCUUUCAGUAAUAAUUGUACAUGCAGACUUGGCUAUGACCGUAAACCCGAAGACCCUACAUAUUGUAUAGAUGUCAAUGAAUGUGAAUAUGGGAAUAAACCUUGUAGCCAGAAUUGUGUUAAUCUAGAAGGAUCCUAUGAAUGUUCUUGUUUUGUUGGAUAUCAACUAAAUGUAGAUGGAGUGUCCUGUGAAGCCUGCCAGGAACCAUACUACGGGAAAAACUGUUCCUAUAUUUGCCAGUGCAAUGGCCGUGGCAUUUGUGAUCCAGUGAGAGGUUGCCUGUGUAAUAGCCAGUGGACUGGUGCCAAUUGUGAGAAGGAUGUUGAUGAAUGUGCCCAACCACAUGCAUGCAAAGAGGGCAUGCUUUGUAUAAACACCAUAGGAGCUUUUAAAUGUGUGUGUCUACAUGGAUAUAAACUGGAGAAUGGUGUCUGUAUAGACUUGAAUGAAUGCCAAGAAUCUCUAGGAAACAUUAUAUGUGAUAUGAAAACAGAGAUGUGUAUAAACAAUUUGGGAAGUUACACCUGUGAAUGUAAAAGUGGAUUUAGCAGAAACAACAUGUCUACUUGUGUAGACAUUGAUGAGUGUGAGAAACUAAUUGACCAAUGUGAACAUAGCUGUCAGAAUGUUCCUGGCACAUACAACUGUCAAUGUAACUUUGGAUACAUUCUGGCAGAGGACAGGCAAACUUGUAAUAGAGUGAAAAAUGUAUGCCAGACUCAUAAUUUAAGCUGCAGCUAUGGAUGUAAAUUGAAUCAUUAUAACCUGAUGGAGUGCUAUUGUCCUAAGGGAUAUCAACUAGAUUCCUUAGGCCAAUGUGAAGAUGUGAAUGAAUGUAAUUCAGAGACUGAGAAUCUCUGUGCCGAUGCAAGUCUGUGUACAAACACUAAUGGCAGCUUCACAUGCUCAUGUAGGCCUGGGUUUAAGCUGGACAAUGAUAAUCGCUCUUGUAUUGCUUGUCAUCCAAGUACAUGGGGUCCUAACUGUGCCAACAGUUGUGCCUGUAAAUAUGGAACAGAUCACUGUAGUCCUUUUACAGGAUGUGUAUGCAAACAAGGUUAUACAGGGAACCAAUGUAAUAUAGACAUUGAUGAAUGUGUAACUGGUCAGAAGAAAUGUGAGAUUAAUGAAAAAUGCAUGAAUGUGCCAGGAACAGCAACUUGUGUGUGUCAAGAUGGAUUUCAAAGAAUAAAUGGAAGCUGUGAAGAUAUGGAUGAAUGCCAGGAUAUAUUAACUAACAACUGCAGCCAGCAAUGCUCCAACUAUGCAGGGGGUUUCACUUGCUCCUGUUAUCUUGGCUUUUCAUUUAACGAUGGCCUAUGUCAAGAUAUAGAUGAAUGUAAGUUAGGAAAAGCCAAAUGUGAACAGAUUUGUGUCAACACUGAGGGCAGUUAUCGGUGCACAUGCAACCCUGGUUUAGUUCUACAAACAGACGGCUUAACUUGCAAAACUAAAGUUGAGUGCGACAAGAGCAACAACUGCAGCUAUAAAUGUAGUGUUAUGAAUGGAACAGAUCAGUGCUACUGUCCCAAGGGGAAAACUCUAGCUCAAGACUUGAACAAUUGUGAUGAUGUCAAUUUAUGUGAACAUUCCCACUGUACUUUUGAAUGUGCUGAGACUGACUCUAACACUAGCUAUACUUGCAUGUGUGGACUUGGCCAGUAUUUGGCUUCUAAUGGCAUUGACUGUCUAGAUUGUGUUGAAGGCAAGUGGGGCCCUCUUUGUGCUAAUACAUGUAACUGUACAGCUGUGAACACAUUGCGAUGUGAUAGAUUGUCUGGUUCAUGUCAAUGUAAGUCAGGAUGGAGUGGACCUCAGUGUGAGAAGGACAUUGAUGAAUGUGUGCAAGGCUUAGCGCUGACUGUUCAGCUAACUCAAGAUGCCAGAACAUUGAUGGGGGCUAUGUUUGUACUUGCAUUGAUGGUUUUGUAAAAAACCAAACCAAUGGAGUAUGUCAAGAAUGCGAUUCAAACUUCUAUGGAUCUUCAUGUGCCUACAACUGCUCUUGUGGGGACAAAAGCUUGUGUAACAAGGUGAAUGGGUCCUGUUACUGUGUGCCAGAGUGGACUGGCGAUAACUGCAAUCAAGAUAUUGAUG
Messenger RNA from Biomphalaria glabrata, 6012 nucleotides. Its product is annotated as fibrillin-2-like. Lineage: Eukaryota; Metazoa; Mollusca; Gastropoda; Planorbidae. Gene Ontology annotation, molecular function: calcium ion binding. Gene Ontology annotation, biological process: cell-matrix adhesion. The annotation marks the transcript as partial. The transcript is spliced from 37 exons. The record is from RefSeq and is a predicted model, not a curated record.